Molecule: messenger RNA, 1293 nt
Organism: Athalia rosae (coleseed sawfly)
Lineage: Eukaryota; Metazoa; Arthropoda; Insecta; Hymenoptera; Athaliidae
Gene: Tsp2A
Product: tetraspanin-2A
Exons: 5
Coding region: 110-844 (244 amino acids)
Cellular component (GO): membrane
Source: RefSeq, a predicted model, not a curated record
GUGUGCAGGCCCGCCCAGUUACCUGCCGUCUUCAUCCAUUGUUGUUUGGUCUCCCGUAAUUAGUAGUGCUCCGAUAUAAUUCAAAAGAGUGUCCGAUUUUCCAUAAAAUAUGGCUGGGACCGGCCAUGGCACGGGUGCUGCCCAGCUAGAGCAAAGAAUCGGAUGCCUCAAAUACCUAAUUUUUUGUCUCAACGCUGUCACAUGGAUCCUUGGAGCUGCGAUGUUUGGAUUGUCGCUCUGGAUGCGCCUCGAACCUGGUUUUGAGGAAUGGGUCGGUUGGCUCGGGAUGUCCGAAUUUUACAUCGGAAUAUACGUUCUGAUCUUAGCUUCUGUUAUUGUGAUGGUAAUAUCGUUCGUUGGGUGCGGAGCAGCACUUAUGGAGAUUAUUUUGGGUCUGUGGAUUUACAUAGGUCUACAAAUAUUGAGCUUUGUAGCCGGCCUAGUUGGAGCCGCAGUUCUUCUCGAUUAUUCAACCUACGACAGUCACAUUCAACCAAUCAUUCGUGAAGCAAUGACAAAUUUGAUUUCAAACUCUCAGUACGACGGUGCGGCGUAUAUUCUUCGGAUGGUGCAGGAAAACAUUGGGUGUUGUGGCGCCAAUGGACCGAUGGAUUAUUUAAAUCUCUUGAAACCCCUGCCAACGGAAUGUCGCGAUUCUGUGACGGGAAACGCCUUUUUCCAUGGUUGCGUUGAUGAACUGACCUGGUUCUUGGAAGCAAGAUCCGGCUGGUUAGCCGGUCUUGCAAUGUCCAUUUGCAUGCUUCACGUAGUGUUAGCGGUUCUUUCUUUAAUUCUGAUACAAGCUAUAAAGAAAGAGGAAGAGAAUAUUACGUACAAAAGAUAAUUAGCGGCAACGAGUUGAAUUCGUUGGAUUUUCAAGCAAACAAUUUUCAUAAUAUCAUAAAUACAUAUCGUGGUCAAUUGUAUGCGAUCACGUACUUGUAAUAAUGCAUUUUUCUAGUUUUAACAAAGAAUCAUAUCGUGAUGCACUAAAAAUCAUAUGAUUAGGUUCUACUGUAAUAUAUUUAGCGACAGAGACAAGGAAUAAAUCACCAUAUAGCCUAAUUAAUUAAUUCUAUUUCCCAACUUCGUAAUUCUAUGCAUAUUGUAAUACCCCUAUUAUAAUCGACGUGGUCUGUAGAGUAACCUGCAUCUGUAAAUUUCAAGUUAAACACGAGUACUAAUUUUAGUCGAUUCAAUUAUAGAUAUUGAGAUCUAUGUAAGAAAUACUGUUCGAAAUCUUGAAAAUUUGUAUAAUACUUUGCUAUGAAUAAAUCUAUCAUACACACCCGU